AUGGCUGUCGCUGUCGCUGUCGCUGUCAAGCCAGCCUCAACAAUCCCCAGGAAGCGACCCGCAGAUACUCCUUAUCAAUUAGAUCCCGAACAGACCCUCAAGGCAUCCCAAGCCCUGUUGCAACAUGUCAAAACCGAAACCAAGCGUUUACAGGAGGCUUCUUCCAAGAGAAACCUUCUCUCUACGGAUGCCUCCGACUCUGAGCAGGACGACAAUUCCAGCACCGAGAACCCAAUUUGGUUAAAUCUUACCACAAAACAGCACAUUGUCGAUGAUCGCCGUCUGAAACCAAGCAAAAUCGUUGUUCCACAUUCUCUGAACACAUCUACCGAAUUGCGGAUAUGUCUCAUAACUGCAGAUCCUCAAAGGGCAGUCAAAAAUCUGGUUGCUGAUCCUUCGUUUCCGGAAGAUCUUAAAUCUCGCAUCACUCAAAUCAUUGGUUUGACCAAGCUCAAGGAUAGGUAUAAGACUUUUGAAACGAGGCGACAGCUUAUUGCUGAGCAUGACAUAUUUCUUGCAGAUGAUCGUAUCAUCAAUCGUCUACCAAAUGUUCUUGGGAAAGUAUUCUACAAGGGUACAACCAAACGCCCCAUUCCCAUUAUCAUUGCACAAUCAGAGCGCAAACAGGAAGGGAAACAAGAGAAAUCACCGCAGGGUAGAAAGGUCAAGAAGGACACGCCUUCUACCUUGAAGAGCCCGUCAUCGUUUGCAAAGGAAAUUGAGAAAGCCAUUGACUGUGUACCCGUCAGCCUUCGGCCAGGCACUUCGCUGGCUGUCCGCGCUGGGCUGGCCAGUUUUGAGCCGCAACAGCUUGUUGACAAUAUCUCUGCCGUGGUUAAUGCGGUUAUCGAAAAACAUGUUGUCAAGGGUUGGCGUAAUGUGAAGUCCAUCCACAUCAAAGGAAACUCUUCUACCGCUGUGCCCAUAUGGCUAGCAGAUGAUCUAUGGACCGAUUCAGCGGAUGUCGUUGAAACAAUCGCAGCUACUGAAGGGGACGGCGACGAGCAGCAAGGACAGAAACGAAAAAGAAACCCCGCAACUACCAAGGGACCGCAAGCUGGGUCACGGAAGAAGAGCAAGGUAGAGGAAGCCAAAGAAGCCAAAUCAGAAACAGAACGGGCCAUGGGAACAGCCAGGAAAAGCAAGCUGGCGGCUCAAAAGGCAAAGAUUUUUGCUGAGUCUGUGUAG
Molecule: messenger RNA, 1188 nt
Organism: Exophiala bonariae
Lineage: Eukaryota; Fungi; Ascomycota; Eurotiomycetes; Chaetothyriales; Herpotrichiellaceae
Exons: 2
Coding region: 1-1188 (395 amino acids)
Biological process (GO): maturation of LSU-rRNA
Cellular component (GO): 90S preribosome; cytosolic large ribosomal subunit
Molecular function (GO): RNA binding
Source: RefSeq, a predicted model, not a curated record